AUGCCCAGCACCGAACCUUCCGCCAGUCCCGUCGGGCCACGUACCGCGGGAGACGCUCGUCCGGUACUAGGGCAUGUGAACCUCAUGGUUGACACUCUCAUCGCCAACACGAACCUUGAGGACCUUCGCGCGAUUGUGCGCGGUAUGCUGGCCACGAGUCCCCCUUCUGUGGCCCAGGCAUUCACAUCAGCGGCGAGACAGCGGCUGCUGCGCGUCGACGCGACCGCGAUCCCUGAUACGACAGGGAUCUUUGUUGCCGGAGAGGGGGACAAGACAGCAGCUCCUACCGAGAAGCUGCACAACAUCCUGAUCCGCAUCCGCACGCUAUACGGAUCCGGCUUGGGAUUCGCAAGCCUGAGGAUCCUCACGCGGGUCAUCAGCGCAACGGUCAGGCUGCGAUGGGAGGACGACAGCGAGAUGGAGGACGUGCUGGCGAAUAUCGACGCCGACAUCAGCCAGGCGAUACAAAGUUCGAAAGAGGAGCUUGACGGAGGACGAGUGGCGGACCUCCAGGGGGCACGAGAGGUGGUACAGGAGCUGCGGUCGGCGGUGCACGAGAGCCAGAUAGACGUCAGAAAGUGGGAUGGCGCGUUUCCGUUCGAGCGCGCAGCGUCUAGCUUGGAAUUCUGGAGGAUUUAG
Dichomitus squalens LYAD-421 SS1 is the source of this 639-nucleotide messenger RNA. RefSeq lists its product as uncharacterized. Lineage: Eukaryota; Fungi; Basidiomycota; Agaricomycetes; Polyporales; Polyporaceae. The transcript has 3 exons. The record is from RefSeq and is a predicted model, not a curated record. Bases 1 to 639 code for a protein of 212 amino acids.